Messenger RNA from [Candida] anglica, 2070 nucleotides. The record is from the annotation of a GenBank genome assembly. NCBI's taxonomy places the organism in Eukaryota, Fungi, Ascomycota, Pichiomycetes, Serinales, Debaryomycetaceae.
CCAUAGGACCCUUGACCCUUUUAGAACUUGGAAUUGGGAACCCUAUUGAAUAUUCGUCACUGUUGCCCCUGGAUAACAUCUUGCUCAAAAUUUAUACACACUUGUCCCGGAUAAAAAAACCACAACCAAAAAAAGAAAGCAUUUUUGCCAGCCACACGUUAAUUUAAUAAAGAAGAAUCUUUUCAAUUCAUACACCACUAAUAAAUAAUAAUAAUAAUAUAUAAUAAUAAUGUUUGAAAACUUGAAGGCGUUUAUCAGACAUGGUAAGCAAGCAAAUGAAUUGAAAAUGAAACCUUUAGAAAUUGGUAAUCCAACCUUGGUUGAUUCUGGUGCACUUGAUUUUCUGAGCUUGUCCAAUUUGCCUUCUUUAUCUGAUGGGUUGGAUAAUGUUAGCCAAUACCAACAGUCUCCACCACCUCCAGAAUAUCAACAACAACAAAAACAACAACAACAAUUAGCUGACCAACACGCCACAUAUGAACAACCUCAACAAGUGUAUCAAGAGCCAAUAAUUGAGGUUCAACCUGAUGUAACUGAGAAAUCAGGGGCUGAACAAAAGCAACAAAAUUAUGGAAAUUAUGAUGCAGCCACCCAAAUUGUCGAACAGGAAAACCUUCAAAAGCAAAAGGGUAAAAAAUAUCCAAACUUGGAUAAAUAUACCAUUUUAGAACAAAUGGGUGAAGGUGCAUUUUCUGUUGUUUAUAAAGCUCAAAAUAAUACUUCAGGAGAAUUGGUAGCAAUUAAGAUUUUGAGGAAAUUUCAAAUGGAUCAAGCUCAAAAGCAAUCUGUUCUUAAAGAAGUUACUAUUAUGAGACAAUUAUUACAUGAAAAUAUUGUUAAAUUCAUUGAAUUUAUUGAUUCUGAUCAAUAUUAUUAUAUUGUUCAAGAAUUGGCAGUUGGAGGAGAAAUUUUCACUGCUAUUGUGAAUUAUACUUAUCUUAGUGAAGAUUUAUCUAGACAUGUUAUUCGUCAAGUUGGUCAAGCUAUAAGGUAUUUACACGAAGAAGUUGGGAUUGUUCAUCGUGAUAUUAAACCAGAAAAUGUUUUAUUUAAACCAAUUGAGGUGAAACCUUCCAGUAAUCCAGCUUCCAAAUUGAGAAAGUCAGAUGAUGCUAAUACCAAACGUGAUGAAGGAGAAUUUAUUCCUGGUAUUGGUGGAGGAGGUAUUGGAACGGUACAAUUGGCCGAUUUUGGAUUAUCUAAACAAAUAUGGGAACAUAAUACUAAAACUCCAUGUGGUACUGUUGGUUAUACCGCUCCUGAAAUUGUUAGAGACGAAAGAUACUCUAAAGAAGUGGAUAUGUGGGCCAUAGGUUGUGUAUUGUAUACCUUAUUAUGUGGGUUCCCACCAUUUUAUGAUGAAAGAAUUGAAUCAUUAACUGAAAAAGUUGCUAAAGGAGAAUAUACCUUUUUAGCACCAUGGUGGGAUGAAAUAUCCCCAUUAGCCAAAAAUUGUGUUUCAAAGCUUUUAACAGUAGAUCCAUCGAAAAGAUAUACCAUUGAUGAUUUUUUGAAUGAUCCUUGGAUUCAAAUGGGUGAAACUGAAGCUGGAAUUGCGAAAGAUAUUGUUGCACCACCAAAGAAGGUUGCAGCUGCUCCUACUCAAGAUUUCUCACAAGCUAGUCGUCAAAGUAAUGUUAGUACCACUCAAGCUGCUAGAUAUUCUAAAAAGUAUAUGAAUAGUGACUUGUAUUCACCAGCUGCAAAUGCUUUGAGAGAAGCAUUUGACAUUUCUGCUGCAGUGCAUAGAAUGGGUGAAGAAGCUGCCUUAUCCAAUAGAUUUGGUGGUUCUAACGAUAUCCAAGCUUUAGUUGAGGAAGAAGAGGAAGAAAAUGAACAUGAAGAAAAUUCACAAGGAAUUAUUUUGCCUCAAAGUAAUAUUCCAGUCACUAAGAGGCAAGCUCCUAGAUUCCAACAAAAAGUUGCUGGAGGUGCAGGAAAUAUGAAUAGUGAUAUGUUUGAUUUGAAUUUGGGAGGUGCUUCAAUUUUAGAAAGAAGGAAGCAUAAACAAGUACCUGUUGGGAUUUAAUAUAAAUCGAUAGAAUAGAUGAAUAAACAUGAUACAAAUAA